AUGAACACUGACAACAUCAACGACAAAUUCACCCUGGCUCAGGAGCACGACGACCGCGAAAGGGCCACUCCUGCACCUGCUGAAGACGUCGCAACAGCUGCUCGCGAAAGGGGCAGCGAAGAUGUCAACAAAUGGAUUCUCAACGCGCUUCUCGGUCUGGAAGAGCGUCUGAUGCGAAUGGAGGCUUCGCAGAUCAAGACUGAAGAAGACGAGCGCAUGCGCGGCGUGAUUGAGAUGCGCAAUGCCUCGUCGCCACAUGGCCCGUACCACGGUUCGCGCGGUGUGCCGCUUAUGCCGCAGUACACGCCUCCGCUCGGGCAGCCACAAGCUCCUCAAGUGGGACCAGCAGCAGCGCCGCCUCCAGCUGCUGCUUACGUGCCUGUGGGGAAGUACCGUGUGCCCGAUGAUCGACAGCGCAAGCUCGCCAUCCGGAAGUUUGAUGGCAGCGAGCUCUACCAAGGUCUAGGCUCAAACUUCUUCGAUUGGGGUAAGUCGUUUUGGCGACAAGUCGACAUGGAUCAAGCAGCGUGCGGCUUCCUAUGGACCGGAGAUACCAAGACUGACGUCCUCGGGCAGUAUCUCUCGGGUACUGCAGAACGUUAUUUUAACAAGCAGAUUGACGCUUGGUGGUCGGUGCUGCCGACACUGCAGUUCGUCAUGGAAAAGAUGCUCCAGACAUUCCGUACAACGAUCACAGCGUCGCAGGCCAUGAGGCUGUUUACAGCGAAAAAGGACUCGAAGCGAACGUGGCCAGAACACUAUCUUUAUCUCGUGGCGGUGAGCGACGCUUGCGGAGGUGCCGAUUCGAACGUGCUGGACAACACCGUGCGAUAUGCAUCGGCCGAACUGUCCACUGUCCUCAUGGCAAAUCGCUCAUUUGGUCGUGACGUCGUGUCGCACGUGGCCGAUGACGAGCCACGAAAGGAGACGCGCACUUGCCACGGAUGUGGUAAAGUCGGCCAUCUAAAGCGCGACUGCCGAAGAAAAGAGAAGAAGCCGACUGGAAGACCCAGUGGAAGUCGCACCGAUGGUGCGAACCUCACUCUAUCGAUCGACGAAGACCCGAGCAGUGACAACAGCGUGUGGAUCCUGGAUAGUGGAUCCAGCCGACACAUUGUCAACGACGAUCGACUGCUGAUUAACGCAAAGCGAUGUGACCAAGAGUGCAUUGUCGCAGAUGGUGAGCCGUUGCGCCUAUCGCUUACGUCUACUUCGCGCCGCUGCUCGCUCGCCACAUCAAGCGGCAAGCUCGUGAAGAAAGGGUACAGUCUCGUGCACGACGACCAGCAGCUAUCACUCGCCAACCAAGACACAGGCGACGUAGCGUUUGACGUGCAGAUACGCAACAACGUAUUCUACGUGGCAACGUCGCCAGAAACGGGACGCAAGCAGUCGCCUACAGAUGUGUUACUGGCGGCGAUCACCGAAGAAGUGACGGUGCCCGUGCGACAGGAUGUGCAAAGCGGGACACUAAUGCACUUUCACGAACGACUCGGUCAUAUUGCUCUCGACACCAUCGAGCGAAUGGCGCAGGAUCCGGCAAGCGGCAUCGAGCUCACCGACCGCAAACGGCUCACGUGCAUCACCUGUGCUGAGGCGAAGCAAACACGAAAUGCACAAUCGCGGAAAGACAGCGGCAGGCACAGCCCGAUCGAUCGUAUCGGCGGUGUCAUCUGUUCGGAUCUCAAAGGACCGAUGACCCCCGCCGACCGCCUGAAGAACCGUUAUAUGGUCAACUUCAUCGAUCGUUACAGCAACUACUGCCGCGUGUUUCUCGCGCCUACCAAGGACAAGGCCGUAAAGAAGUUCGAACACUUCCUUGCGUGGUUCGAAAAGCGUUUCGACUGCCGAAUCCAUGUGCUUCGCACAGAUGGAGGCGGCGAGUACAUGAACGUUGAUCUGUUUUGCAAGUCAGAAGGCGUCGAGCGACAGAAGAGCGAAGCUCGCAACCAGGCUUCAAACGGAAAGGCGGAGCGAAUGCAUCGCACUGUGCUUAACAUGGCGCGGUCGAUGAUUUUUGCAAGCCGCUUGCCGCUGUAUUUCUGGGGAGAUGCCGUCGAAUACGCUGCAUUCGUUCUAAAUAGAAGUCCAACCAGUGCGAAUGCACGCCGCGCGUCGCCACUACAGAUGCUGACGAAGCAGACACCAGACCUGCGCGAGAUCGUUGCGUUCGGGUCGAUCUACACGGUGUAUCGCGAUCCACGCAAGAACUCGCUCAAGCAACGAGCGCAAGUGGGAGUGAUCGUCGGUCGUAGCGACGAAACUAAGGGGUACCGCGUGUUUUUGAAGAAAGACAACGUCGUCGUCGUCACACAACACGUGAAGAAUAUUGAAACGCUCAGUGACGAGCAGAACGAUCGGUUGCAGCGCGUACUCGAUGACGCAGAUAAGGACGAACGUGCGAUUGCGCAAGCACCGAAGGAUGCUACGAAGAAGAAGAAGCAGUGGACGCGCACAGCACACGGCACACGAAGCGCAUCGAAGCGUGCUCAAGUGUCUGCAGCUCAGGAGGAGCCUGCAAGCGCGAUCGACAUCGCCGCUCACCUGUACGAACGUGAUCCGACCAACUACAGCGAGGCAAUGCGGAGCACGAAGCGUCCCGACUGGGAAAAAGCGAUGCGUGAAGAAAUCGCAGCGCUCGAAGCGAACGAUGUGUGGCGUGUGAUCAAGCGCCCUGCCGGUAGCAACGCUCUGCAUAGCAAGUGGGUUUACAAAACAAAAACCGACGCACAUGGCGACCUGGAGCGCUACAAGGCUCGACUGGUCGCAUGUGGCAAUGAACAGGUGUUUGGCAUCUACUACCAGCUCACCUUCGCGGCCGUCAUGGACAUGUCGACCGUGAAGGUUAUUAUCGCGCUUGCAGCAACAUGGAACGUGCCAGCCAAACACGGGGACAUUCCAAAUGCCUACGUUCGCGCAAAUAAGGAAGCGAACCUCGAGAUCCUGCUUCAAGUACCACGCGGCAUGGAGGUGAACGACACGACGUUGCAGCAAUUAGGAGCAAAGGACAAGAACGGUGUCGUGUUGCAGCUCAAGAAGAGCUUAUAUGGGUUAAAGCAGGCGGGACGCCUGUGGAGCCAGUUGCUACACUCAAGCCUCACCGAUGCCGGUUUCCUACGUUGUUGCUUGGACAUGUGUUUGUACUUGAAGAAUGAAGGCGCCGAGCUCGUCGUCGUAGGAGCAUACGUCGACGAUCUCCUCGUGACCGGCACCAGCACUGCAGUUGUCGAUCGCUUCUUUGUGAGCUUAUCGACACUCGCGAUUAAGGAUCUCGGCGAAGUAAGCAAGUUUCUGGGAAUGCGCGUCACGCGUGACGGCUCAAGCUACACGCUUGAUCAAGAGGAAUCGAUCAAGGACCUGCUGCGCGAGCACGGCCUCGAGGCGGCGAACCCGACGCGCGCACCAAUUAGUGCCGACUGCUACGACGCCGACGAAGGCGACAUGAAGAUGCUUAAGGUCUUGUCGUCGUCUGGAGAGCCAACAGUGAAGUCGUUCCAGUCGCUCGUCGGCAGUCUGCUUUGGAUAGCACGUUGCACGCGUCCAGAUGUCGCGUUUGCGGUGCAUAAAGCAACUCGACAGACGCACGCACCUCGGCUCAAGGACUGGAAGUUGGCGAAGCGUAUUGCUCGCUAUCUCAAGGGCACAACUGCCUUGAAGAUGAUCAUGACUCCAGCGCAUGACGCGAGCUUUCCAAUUACGCUCGAGGCGUACAGCGACGCUGAUUACGCCGCGGACAAGAGCAUUGCAAGUCCCUAA
Messenger RNA from Peronospora matthiolae, 3756 nucleotides. The record is from the annotation of a GenBank genome assembly. NCBI's taxonomy places the organism in Eukaryota, Oomycota, Peronosporomycetes, Peronosporales, Peronosporaceae.